AUGGACACCAAGGCAUCAUCUCUAUCAGAAACCAAACCACAAGAAGCCACCAACAGAAAAUCUAAUAAGCAUUACGACGAAGUGUUCUAUUCCAGUGACUCUGAAGACAGUUACGAAAUGGACUGCUUCAAUGAUUAUGAUGCGAUUCCAGGUGACUACCAGGCUAGCAGCUUCAAAGGAAAGGAAAGAGAGAUCGAGCCGACUGAAUCAAAUGGAUCGCCAGACCUUGUUAAAACUUCCAUGCCCUCUCGAAUUCCAGUUUACAAGCCCAGCACCCCUCAGCGAACUGAGACUACGAAAUCGCCAGACCCAGUUCAAACUCCGGUACCCCAUCAAGUUCCAGUAUCGACCCUUACAUCUAGUAUUACAGCAGCGAUACGGAAACAGGAAGCUGCUGCUCGCGCCACUAAGAGGGAUGAGGAAGAUUGGGUUCAGAGAAUAAACAGGACCUUGGGUCGUCCCACGGACACGUGCACAAGCGCAGCAAGGGCAGAACUGACCACCCCCGUCGUAUCAUCAUCUAGCUACUUCUACGGCCUAUCGAGCCAAAGGCCAGGAAUCCAGCAGGCAGGGGCCCACCAAGUGUUGGGCAGCCAGCCACAGUCCUCGCGCAAUCCUCGACCUGAGCAAGUACAGACACUGGAAGCUGAAAUCCGCCAUCUAAAGGGGGAAGUUUGUCAGAGGGACCGGAUAUUGGAUAAGGAAAAAGAACUGAGCUUGCGGGCUACCAAGCUUCAGGAUCAAUUUCUUCAGGAUUUGUACAAACAGGAUGUCCAUAUCAGGAAACUCGAACAGACAGAGAAAUCACUCCAGGCGGAAGUUGUGGAGUUGAAAUCGCAACUGGCAACACUUCAAAGAGACCGCGAGAGCGCCCAAAAAUCACAAGAUCUUAAGGCGCUCCAUACCGAUAUCCGCAGCUUCUUUGAUCAAUUCCUAGAGCAAGACGUCCAAAUUAUGGAACUUCCCACGGCCGCUACAGAUGAGCGCUCCGAUCUUGAGGCUCAGCGCAGCAAGAUACGGGAAACCAUUCAGGCACUUCAAAAUCGACUUGCUAGAGUCAAUGGCCAAAUUAUUGAACUUGCCACAGCAACUAUAGAUGAACAACCCGAUUCCAUAGCUGAGCACAAGAUGUUUCAGAAAAGAAAUAGGGAGGAUUUAGAGGCGGCUCAAAAGCAGGUUGCUGCAAUGCAGCGCCAAUUUUUCGAUCAGGAGACAAAAAAGCAGGUCACUCCCAUUUUGGAGCCCAGGAUGAGCUAUCCUGUUACAAUCUACGACGUGGAGCCCGAACCAAUGCAGGCCGAUAUUAUUUCUCCUCCAAUGACUCGCCUCAAGGUUCCGACAAAUCGCUAUAUGAGAAAGGAUGUUCCCAAUAUCGGGAGGGAGAAUGACAAGUCAUCUACACAUAAGACGGAAGAAUGA
Molecule: messenger RNA, 1419 nt
Organism: Venustampulla echinocandica
Lineage: Eukaryota; Fungi; Ascomycota; Leotiomycetes; Helotiales; Pleuroascaceae
Exons: 1
Coding region: 1-1419 (472 amino acids)
Source: RefSeq, a predicted model, not a curated record